Molecule: messenger RNA, 1169 nt
Organism: Humulus lupulus (European hop)
Lineage: Eukaryota; Viridiplantae; Streptophyta; Magnoliopsida; Rosales; Cannabaceae
Product: coatomer subunit epsilon-1-like
Exons: 4
Coding region: 549-890 (113 amino acids)
Biological process (GO): retrograde vesicle-mediated transport, Golgi to endoplasmic reticulum; intra-Golgi vesicle-mediated transport; endoplasmic reticulum to Golgi vesicle-mediated transport
Cellular component (GO): COPI vesicle coat
Molecular function (GO): structural molecule activity; protein binding
Source: RefSeq, a predicted model, not a curated record
UGAGUGAUUAUAAUGCAUUUAUAUAGUAAAUACAAGAGGUGCACAAAACACAUGUCAAAAUAUAAAUAAAUGCUAUAUAACAAAUGGCACAUAAGAAUAAAUAUGCAGCAAACCUUAUGGCAUUUAUGUGAUUUGUUGUUAUGUUAGAUUAGUUAUUUCCAUAUUUAGUAAGCUCACUUAGUUUGUUAACAAGAAAAGUUGUACAUAAAAGCUUCGGCUCUCAUUGAUAACGAAUGGUAAUAAUGUUGUAUGACUAAUGUUGUUUUUCUUUUUUUCUUUCCUUUCUAUUGAAAAUUGUACAAUAUAGUUUUGUCUUUUCCUGUAUUUUAUUAACAUUAUUUUAUAUUUUCUUGGUAAGAUGGUUGUACAAUCUUUGUACACAUUAUUCAGUUUGUAUUAUCCUUUUCAGUAAUAAUACAAGUUGUGGUGCUUUGUUUCAAAAAAAAAAUUUGUGUUAUGCCUCAUCCCAGACUGCUGAGGGUAAGCCUUAGAGGCAUUUUUUUCACUGCCUCACCUCGAGGUGUACUCCGCAAACAAUUUUAAAAACCAUGAUACUGAGCAAUGCAUUGAAUGUCCAAAUAUUCAUCAAGAUGCACAUGGCAGAUUAUGUAGAGAGACAUCUUAUAGUCAUGCAACAGAUUGAUGAGGAUCACACACUAACACAACUUGCAACAUCAUGGCUCAAUCUGGCAGUGGGUGGCUCUAAAAUACAAGAAGCAUAUCUUAUCUUUCAAGAUUUCUCUGAGAAAUAUCAGAUGACUAGUUUGGUUCAUAAUGGGAAAGUUGUUUGUGGCAUGCACAUGAAUAACUUUGAUGAAGCUGAAACUCUGCUGCUUGAAGCACUUAACAAGCCAAUUGAAACUUGCACAUCCAGAUCACAUCCUCAUUAAAAGGUCAGCAUCGGCCGAAGAGAGCUUUGAUAGAGCAGUUUAGAUAGUUGCUUGAAGACCGAGGUAAAGAUGGUUUCAUUCUCAUGGAAGAAGAGAGGACCUUUGUCAUUGCGUUGUCCUUUAUCCUUUGUGGGCAUUUUUCGUUUUGGUUUUGUAGCUUAGAAUAAUAAAUUUGACAUGUUUGUGAAAGAUUCAAAAUUUUACCCAAUCCCAAUUAUUCAUUUUUCUCUCAAUAUUGGGCAAUGUGCUUCAUAUAAUAUACUCCAGUAAAUUCAUGAA